Protopterus annectens (West African lungfish) is the source of this 2831-nucleotide messenger RNA. RefSeq names its product nuclear receptor subfamily 1 group H member 2 (gene NR1H2). Gene Ontology annotation, biological process: negative regulation of transcription by RNA polymerase II; positive regulation of transcription by RNA polymerase II; cell differentiation. The transcript has 9 exons. The record is from RefSeq and is a predicted model, not a curated record. NCBI's taxonomy places the organism in Eukaryota, Metazoa, Chordata, Ceratodontiformes, Protopteridae. Bases 164 to 1492 code for a protein of 442 amino acids. Gene Ontology annotation, molecular function: RNA polymerase II cis-regulatory region sequence-specific DNA binding; zinc ion binding; nuclear receptor activity.
CUGCGACAUUUCAGGAAGUGUAGGUUGUUAUACUGUAUCGAUGUACUGUGUGAAAAGGAUGAUUACUGGUGUUGUUAUUCUUCCUGGGCAGUUAGGGGUCCAGUAGAAGUACCCUGUGUUUAGGUCUUUCUGCUUCAGAAUGUUGGGUACGGUGUGACACAAAAUGUCAGCGGCAGCUGCUGAUUGUUCUGAAAAUUCAUUAGAUGAUGGUGAUUCAUUUAACUGUGUGGAUGGGUUGUUGUCCAGUUCAUUUGGAGGAGAUUUAUCCCAGGUUAAGGUGAAGGAAGAACAUGCAGAAGUGACAGAAGUAGAAGUAUGCUGUAUUAUUGAUGGAGCAGACCUUUCAGUGGAUGGGGAGAAUGCUGCUAGCAACAGUGCAGAUGAGCCUGAACGAAAACGGAAGAAGGGGCCAGCCCCAAAGAUGCUAGGGAAUGAAGUUUGCAGUGUGUGUGGUGACAAGGCUUCAGGAUUUCACUACAAUGUUCUCAGUUGUGAGGGAUGCAAGGGCUUCUUCCGCCGUAGUGUAAUCAAGAAUGCUACAUACCUUUGCAAGAAUGGAGGUCUCUGUGAAAUGGACACCUACAUGAGGAGAAAGUGCCAACAGUGCCGACUACGGAAAUGCAAGGAAGCUGGCAUGAGGGAACAGUGUGUGUUAUCAGAAGAACAGAUCCGCAACAAAAAGAUGAAAAAACAGGAGGAGGAGGUUGUGCGGACCAGUGUAAUUACUCAGCAGUCCCCAUUCCCACUGCAGGACAUUGUGCAGCUGACACCCCAGCAAGAAGAAAUGAUUCAGCAGUUAGUGUCAGCCCAGCAGCAGUGCAAUAAGCGGUCAUUCAGUGAUGAACCAAAAGUCACACCUUGGCCGCAAAACAGUGACCCCAACAGCCGUGAAGCACGGCAACAGCGUUUUGCACAUUUCACUGAGCUUGCCAUCAUUUCUGUCCAAGAGAUUGUUGAUUUUGCCAAACAAGUCCCUGGAUUUUUGGAACUUUCACGAGAGGACCAGAUUGCUUUACUGAAGGCAUCAACCAUUGAGAUAAUGCUACUAGAGACAGCAAGACGCUACAAUCAAGAAGAUGAAUGCAUCACUUUUUUGAAGGACUUUACUUAUAGCAAGGAUGAUUUUCAUCGUGCAGGAUUACAGGUGGAGUUUAUAAAUCCUAUUUUUGAAUUCUCUCGGACAAUGAGGCAGCUACAGUUAGAUGAUGCAGAAUAUGCGCUUCUUAUCGCCAUUAACAUAUUUUCUGCUGACCGACCGAAUGUACAAAACCGCCAGCUUGUGGAAAGCCUUCAACUGCCAUAUGUGGACGCUCUUCACUUAUAUACACGAAUCAAGAGGCCACAGGAUCACCUGAUGUUCCCACGGAUGUUAAUGAAACUUGUCAGCCUGCGUACUCUAAGUAGUGUGCACUCCGAGCAGGUCUUUGCACUGAGACUUCAGGACAAAAAGCUUCCCCCUCUACUGUCAGAGAUCUGGGAUGUUCAUGAGUAACAGUAAAAUAACCACAAGUAUUUUUCUUUCAGACUGUGUAGAGUAAACAUGAUACAUGACUGGAAUCUGUCGGGUAGGAUCAGCAAGUGCCUCACUGAAGUGCCACACCCAUGCCAGUCUUGUUGAAUGUCUUUGUUAGAGACGUGGUCCCUGAGCACAGAAAAAUUCUUUUUGUUGAGGCACUUGUCUAUCCAGAAAUAGCCAGGCUGAGAUACCUGUCUGGAUCCUAUCAUGGAAACAGAAAAACUGCCGCUACUGUUCUCAGUUCCGCUACUUGAAAUUGUUUCAUACAUGGACUGUUUCUUGUUUUGAAACCAUGAUUUUUUUUCAGGUGAAAAAAAAAUAAGUCUAUAAUUCUGUAUAGAUACGUAAAUAAUACAUACGUAUAAAAACCUAAUUCUGUAGAGAAUGCCAUGUAAUACAUGUUUCACUGCUGUAAUCACAUGGGUUAAAGAAGGGAAUUUGAACAAGAUAGCAGCAAAAAGUAUCUGAAGUGGAAUCCUAACCUUAUCAGUGCACAUACGUUGUAAAACUUGUACACACAUUUUUGUUCUCACAAAUGUGUGACCUUCCAAAAAUAAACACUUAAGUAGCAGUGAAAAUUAAGCACAUGAUGUGUUUAUACAUGGUCACUUAAUCCCUCCUAUGGAGAUGGAAUCCCUGCUGUCAGUGGAAUGAGUAAGUUAACAAUAACCAGCACUUAAACAUAGUUGUAUAUUUGAAGGUGUAUUCACAGGACGUAGUGUCCACAAAAAAUAUUUCAAACCAGCUGCUUAUUGUGCUCGUUCUACCAGGAGUUUUGGAGCAGGUCAUCCCUCCAGAAAUUUGGUGGUUAUAUUGUGUUUUUUUUUAGUAGUGGGGAAAAAUAAAAACUCUGUCAAAAAGAUUUACAGGCGAGCAUCUGAGAAAGUUUUAUGCAUUUUAGAUUAUAUUUUUAUUGAUCAAAAUAGUUAUGUUUGUGAGCUUUAACACCUCAGAUUUUUACUAGUGCUUAACUUCUAUGCAUACUUUUGCAUGCGGAUCUGCUGUUUUUUCCUAGAUCCUAGGAGAGGCUAACUUUAUUGUGUUAGAUUUACAUGAUAUGCAGAUAACAGAAGUACUUACUGAAAACUGACGUAGCUCUUUAUGACUAGGGCUGACCAUCGGCAGAUGUGUAACCAGCAGCAUGUCUGCAGACGUUUAAAAUUUACUCCAGGUCCCAGUUGCAGUACAAACGUUAGGUUUAUUGACAGUCCUGUCUGUGUCAGCACUGUCCUUGGAAAUGUAAUGCCAGUGACAUUAAUAUGUACCACACUGUUAAUUUAAUAAAAAAUAUAAAUAAAAUGCUGUUAGUGUUUUA